Messenger RNA from Entamoeba dispar SAW760, 798 nucleotides. RefSeq lists its product as uncharacterized. The coding region runs from base 1 to 798 and encodes 265 amino acids. The transcript is spliced from 4 exons. The record is from RefSeq and is a predicted model, not a curated record. NCBI's taxonomy places the organism in Eukaryota, Evosea, Mastigamoebida, Endamoebidae.
AUGCCUCCUAUAAUCUAUAUGUUUACUUAUAUCUUAUAUCUUAUAUCUUAUAUCUUACAUCUUACAUCUUACAUCUUAGUUCUUAUCUUUAUAUCUAUAUAUACAUCUAGAUACUUUUCUAUUCUUAUUUCUAGAUCCUUUUCUAUCUAUAUAUUCAUAUAUGUACUUUCUAUUUUAUCUUUAUAUUAUUCCUAUAGUGUUACCCUAUUCUAUUCUUAUAUUCUUAUAGAUGUUAUACCUUUAUACCUUUAUACUAUUCUAUUCCUCUUAUACCUUUAUACCUAUAUAGAGUUAUACCUUUAUACCUUUAUACCUUUAUACCUUUAUAGUCAAGAGUGGCCGAGUGGUCCAAGGCGGCAGUUUAAGGUACUGUUCUCUUCGGAGGCGUGGGUUCGAACCCCACCUCUUGCAUUUUACUAUAUUCUAUCUUUAUGUACCCUUUUAUAUCUAUAUAUAUGUCACUUAUCACUUUAUAACUUAUGUUAUAUAUUAAACUUUAUCAUUUCUACUUUUCUACUUUUCUACUUUAUUCCUUUAUAUCUAUAUCUAUAUAUAUAUUUAUAUAUCUAUAUAACUUUAUACCUUUAUUAUUUUAUUAUACCUUAUCUUUUAUUUAUAUUUAUUCUUCCUUAUAUAUAUAUAUAUUCCUUCUUUUAUAUAUAUUACACCUUUUAUAUAUAUUACACCUUUUAUAUAUAUAUAUUCCAACUUUUUAUAUUUAUUUAUUUCAACUUUUUAUAUAUAUAUUACACCUUUUUUUUAUAUUAUAUAUACCUCCAUCCUUGGAAGGCCUCUUAG